AUGUGUGGGAUGGAACUGGUUACGUGGGGAGUGGAGGGGGGGUGGGUGGUGUGGGGUAAGGUCGGAGGGAUGGUACGGGGGGUUGGGGUUUGUAAGUGGAUGUGGGGGGGGGGGGGGGUUGUUGGUGUUGUGGGAGGUGAGUUGGGGGGGUUGUGGUAUGGGGUGUUUGUGAUGUUGAGGUAUUGGGGCGAGCGUGUUCGAAGGUGUUGUUGUUUGUUGGGUGUGGGGUGUGUGUUGGGGUGGGGUGUGUGGGUUGGGGGUGGGUUUGGGGGGUGUGGGGGGUGGGUUGGGGAUGUGGGGUGGGUGGUUUGGGGUGGUUGUGUUUGGUGGUGGGUUGUGUGGUGGGUGUGGGGUGGUGUUGGUGGGGGUGUAGUGGUGUUGUGGGGGGGGGGGGGGGGUUGGUCGGGGGGGGGGGGGGGGGGGUGUGUGGGUGUGUGGUUGUGUCGGGUGUGGUCAUCUGAUUGGGUGGAUGGGUUGGUGUGUUUAACUGGUUUGUUGGUUGGGUUGGUUGUGGUUGUGGGUUUUUUUUUGUUUUGGUGGUUGGAGUGUCUGGUGUUGUUGGGCAUGUUUGUGUGGUUUUGGGGGGAGUGUCGAGGGUGGGGGGUGGGGUCUUUAUGCGAGCGGGGUGCGGUGGUGAAAGGGGGUGGGAAGUGGGGAUGUGAGGGGUGGGGUGGGUGGGUUUUGGUGGGGGGGACGUGUACAGUUGUUAGUGUUGUUUUGUUUGGGAAAGUGGGUGGUGUGAUGGUGGGUCGUGAGGUUUUGGCGGGUGUUGCCGCUGUGGGGGAUAGGCUUGUAGUUGUGGGUUUUGGGGGUGGUGGGUGGGGUGCGGUUGUUGUUUUUUGGGUAGGGGAUGUGCGGGGGUUUGGUGGGUUUUUCUUGGGAUGUGUUGUGGUUGGGGCGUGGUGCUGGAUCAGAAGUUAUGGUGUAGGGGGGUUUGAGAUCGGGAGUUGGUUGGGUGGGGGGGUUUGUUGGGUUGGGGGUGAGGGUGGAGUGUGUGGGGGUUUGGGUAGGGUUUGA
Messenger RNA from Knipowitschia caucasica, 1017 nucleotides. The record is from the annotation of a GenBank genome assembly. NCBI's taxonomy places the organism in Eukaryota, Metazoa, Chordata, Actinopteri, Gobiiformes, Gobiidae.